Molecule: messenger RNA, 1134 nt
Organism: Exophiala aquamarina CBS 119918
Lineage: Eukaryota; Fungi; Ascomycota; Eurotiomycetes; Chaetothyriales; Herpotrichiellaceae
Product: DNA-binding protein creA
Exons: 1
Coding region: 1-1134 (377 amino acids)
Cellular component (GO): nucleus; cytoplasm
Molecular function (GO): RNA polymerase II cis-regulatory region sequence-specific DNA binding
Source: RefSeq, a predicted model, not a curated record
AUGGCUACCGCCGUCGGUCUUAUGCCUACCGCCGUGGGCAAUCCAAAUAAUCCCGAAGAGAGGCAGGACCUCCCUCGGCCUUACAAGUGUCCCUUGUGCGACAGAGCCUUUCAUCGUCUCGAACAUCAGACCAGGCACAUCCGUACUCAUACUGGAGAAAAGCCUCAUGCCUGCCAAUUCCCAGGAUGCAGCAAGCGUUUCAGCCGAUCCGACGAAUUGACCCGGCACUCGCGCAUCCAUAACAAUCCUAACUCGAGGAGGAAUCAGAAGACUCACCAGGUCGCCGCCGCCGCCGCCCUCGCCGGCCUUCAGGACGGCACCAAUCCCAAUUUUGCAGCCCAAGCACAGAUGUUGCCUCCUCCCAACAAGGCCAGCAUGCCACGAUCCGCACCCACAUCCGCCGCUGGCUCUCCCAAUGUCUCACCACCUCAUUCUUUCGCCAUCCAGGCUGGCCAUAAUUCCCAUGGCCCAUCUCACCUGAGCCCAUUUGGCCGCAUCGAUGACAGGGGAAACUCAAUGGACAUCAAUCUCCUCGCCACUGCUGCUUCCCAAGUAGAGAGAGACGAACAUGUUACGAGAGUUCCUUAUCAGCAUCAACAUCAUCUCUUCAGCCAUCGCAAUUAUAAUAGCAAUGGGCGUCUACCAUCGCUUUCAGCCUAUGCUAUUUCUCACUCUAUGUCGAGAUCUCACUCUCAAGAGACUCAUGAGGAUGAUCACCGAACGAAAAGAUCGAGGCCAAACUCCCCUCAUUCGACAGCCCCAUCUUCUCCGACUUUCUCGCAUGAAUCAAUAUCGCCAACACCCGACCAUACACCACUCGCUACUCCUGGUCAUUCUCCACGUCUUCGUCCGCAUGGUAGCGAUCUCCAGCUACCUGGCCUUCGACACCUCUCACUGGGACACACUCCGUUGCUAGCACCGAUGGAGCCUCAAGCAGACGGAUCAUAUACCCAUAUUCCCCCCCCACAGCAUACUGGCCCUUCCAUUGCGGAUAUUGUUACUGGCACUCAGCGAAAACUACCAGUUCCGCAACUUCCUAAAAUUGGAUUGUCAGAUAUGCUCAACCCACCAAGUGGUCUGAGUUCAGGGGAAUCUAGCAAAGCCGCCUCUAUCAACGGCGACAUGGCAAGAUGA